Molecule: messenger RNA, 2352 nt
Organism: Setaria italica (foxtail millet)
Lineage: Eukaryota; Viridiplantae; Streptophyta; Magnoliopsida; Poales; Poaceae
Product: receptor-like cytoplasmic kinase 185
Exons: 5
Coding region: 624-1679 (351 amino acids)
Biological process (GO): protein phosphorylation
Molecular function (GO): ATP binding; protein kinase activity
Source: RefSeq, a predicted model, not a curated record
UCUCCCUCUCCCUCUCUCUCUUCACUCUGUCCGAGCUGACUUUUACCCUCGACACCUUCUCUGUCCUUGGCUCAUCCCCGGCCCCUUCCCCCAAUUCGCCGACCCGCCGCUCCCGAAUCCCAUCCAAAUUUCCUCUUCAUCUUUCAAAGAUCGGAUUUUGGGAGGGGCACCACCCCCAGAUCGGAGAGGAAUCCCCGUUCCAUCUGGUGGGUCGGCCUCCGCUGCCUGUUUUCUUGGCUAUUAUCCCCUUCCCAAGGGCGGCUCUUGGAUGGGCUGCCUGCCGUGCUUCGGGUCGGCUGGCGAGGGGGCGGCCAAGAAGGGCGGCGCGCGCAAGGACGGCUCGUCGGAUCGCCGCGUUACCCGCGUCGGAUCAGGGUGGAUCGGGUUCUAAGAAGGAUGCAGUCAUCCUGAGGGAGGGGAACAAUCAACAUAUUGCAGCACACACUUUCACUUUUCGUGAACUUGCUGCUGCCACAAAGAACUUCAGACAAGAUUGUUUAUUGGGUGAAGGAGGUUUUGGCCGUGUUUAUAAAGGACGUUUAGAGAAUGGGCAGGUCGUUGCAGUGAAGCAACUUGAUCGCAAUGGCCUUCAAGGAAAUAGGGAGUUUCUGGUUGAGGUUCUGAUGCUGAGUCUAUUGCACCAUGACAACCUGGUCAACCUAAUUGGAUACUGUGCUGAUGGGGACCAACGUCUUCUUGUAUAUGAGUUUAUGCCAUUGGGAUCACUUGAGGAUCAUUUGCAUGAUAUUCCACCUGAUAAGGAACCUCUGGACUGGAAUACACGGAUGAAGAUUGCUGCGGGUGCUGCCAAGGGCUUAGAGUACUUGCAUGACAAGGCAAGUCCUCCUGUUAUUUACAGGGAUUUCAAGUCCUCAAACAUUCUACUUGGUGAAGGGUUUCAUCCAAAGCUAUCGGACUUUGGCCUUGCCAAACUUGGCCCUGUUGGUGACAAGACUCAUGUUUCAACACGUGUUAUGGGAACUUAUGGCUAUUGUGCCCCAGAGUAUGCAAUGACAGGGCAGCUUACAGUUAAAUCUGAUGUAUAUAGUUUUGGUGUUGUGUUCCUUGAACUGAUUACUGGCCGGAAAGCAAUUGACAACGGCAAGCCCCAUGGAGAGCAAAACCUAGUUGCAUGGGCUCGUCCUCUAUUCAAGGACCGCCGGAAAUUUCCUAAAAUGGCUGAUCCGUUACUUCAGGGCCGCUUCCCCAUGAGGGGCCUGUAUCAGGCUUUAGCCGUUGCUGCAAUGUGUUUGCAGGAGCAAGCUGCUACACGCCCCUUUAUAGGUGAUGUGGUAACUGCUCUUUCAUACCUAGCUUCUCAGACGUACGAUCCAAAUGCACCUGUUCAACAUAAUCGGAGCAAUUCAUCUACUCCGAGGGCUAGCCGAGGUGGCGGGAGCAAUGACCAACGCCGUCUCCGCUCACCGAAUCACCAUUCUCCAGAUUUGAGGAGAAGGGAAGCAACCACAGGACCAAAAUAUGAAGCUGAGGUUAGCAGGACAAAUUCUGGUAGUGGUUCUGGUCGUCAGUCUGGCUUGGAUGACGUGGAUAUGACAGUUUCGCAAUUGGGUAGUCCUGGUCAUGGAGGAAGAAAGAGGGAAUCUCCUAGGACUGCGGAAAGGCAGGGUGCCAUUGCAGAGGCCAAAACAUGGGGGGAGAAUUCGAGAGGGAGAAAUUGACUAAAAUCUCAGGGCAUUGAAAGUAUGAAUGAGCAGAACUCUGAAGCAGAAUGUUCAAUCCACUCAUCAUUCAGAAAAAAAAACAUUGAUGAGUUCCUUGCCAGCACCAAACAGGACGAUUAGGAACAUUGCAUCUGUUCCAUCUUGGUCCCUUGGUCAUGUGAAUAGAGCUUUCCUUUUUCCGCUUUCCUGGCUAUUGCCACUGCUUCGCAGCUUCUCCAUACAAAUAUCACCACCACCACCACCACCACCACCAGAACUACCGCCAAAACCCAUUCCUGGCGUGGGAAUGUGAUCAUGCUUAUGAACCUUUGUCGACACGGCAAAGAACAACAUUCGGCUGAAAAUGUAAAGAGCAAAGGGAAAAUCUGCUCUAAGGAGCAAAAAACAACAUUGUUGCUGUUGCAUGGUGGGUGUUGGCGGUGGCACCAUUGUUGGAGUAUAGAGCUUAUGUCGAGUCUGAGUACUGAGGGUUGAGGGAUGUGGUGUUCUUUUCCUGAAGGGUUUGUACCGGGGUUACAGCAGUCCACCUGUGUUUGGUACAUCUGUCCUGUGACAUUUUUGUUUUGAGUUGUCAUAACACAUCCUUUAUGUUAUCUGUAUCAGCUAACUGUUGUGCCCCUUGCAUCUUAUGCAUGCUGUUUCGAAAACUGGUUUUGUUCCACCUUCCUUU